CUGAAGGUCCAAGAUGUAUCGCAUUGUAAAUCCACUUUUAAAGCACAUAAUGCACCGGAGUUAUCUUGAUGCUACGUCAAAGAAACAGUGUUUGCAAUAUUUAAAAACCCUAAGAACUCUACAGUUUAAUGGCUACAACACCGUCUUUUUAGGAGAAACGGACCUUUCAGAAAGCUUAAUAACAGGGGAAAGAGUUCCUCAAGAAGACAGUCAAAGUUGGCCUGUGUGGACACUUGUACAUGCUGGCAACAGCCAAGGAUGGGUACCGUGGAGAUAUAGAGUAUUCCUAAGGGAUGACUUGCCUAUAAGCCAGCAAGAAGAUGUCUUUCAGGAAUUCUGUGAAUUUCUGUCAAUCACCUAUGGGAAGUGUGCCAUUGUGGUCAGAGAGAAAAGACAGCCAAAAGCAAAGAAUGAAGAGCCCAGUCAGGAGAAGGAGCCAAGUGAGCCACAGUCUCUCCUACUUUUAUCCAGCAUCAAGUGCUGCCCUGAGAUUGCCAAAGCCACAGGCCAUGAACUCCUCUCUGUACCUUUCCCCUACAACUACCUCCACCCUAUGGAUGCCGCCUGGUCAUCUUUGAAAUGGUUUAUUAUCAAUAACAGAAAGGAUUUUUCUCUGAAGUCAUUGGAAAGAACCUACUCAUACCAAUGCAUUCUCUUCAGUGACUUAAUUGGGAAAGGAGUAGAGAAGUUUACUCCCAACAAGUGGAAAGUGGCAGUUAGCAAAGUGCGGAGAUGGGAGAACUACUACCUGGAUAAGUUUUCCUAACUAUUUCUGAAUGCUCAUUGAUUGGGAGUUGGCUAGUUGAUGCACUAGAUCCACAGGGCUAUUGCUACCAGAUUAUAACUAAUCCAUCAGCAGGAAAA
Hemicordylus capensis (graceful crag lizard) is the source of this 864-nucleotide messenger RNA. It is a transcript of the gene C3H21orf140, whose product is annotated as chromosome 3 C21orf140 homolog. The record is from RefSeq and is a predicted model, not a curated record. The transcript has a single exon. Bases 14 to 766 code for a protein of 250 amino acids. Lineage: Eukaryota; Metazoa; Chordata; Lepidosauria; Squamata; Cordylidae.